AUGCGUGUGCCCACACCCAUGAGUGCUUGUCAAUUAAAGGCUGUCACAGGGACUCCAGAAAAACCUACGAUGCAGUUUCAAGGAAAACUAAAAUUCCUGUUUGGGCAGAAGAAGAAGGCGCCGUCGGGCACUGUCCUGCCCCCUCGGCUGUCGCUGUUCUGCAUCGUGGCACCGGUUCUCCUGCCUUCCAUGGCAGAGACGACCAUGAAGAGCACGUUCCUGAGGGCGAGGCAUAGGGCAGACCCCACAGCCCCACCAGGCACGAGAGCAAAAGCUACCACAAGUCUGUGUGAAUCUGAAUUGCACGGAAAACCCAAUUACUUAGCAGGAAAGAGCGGCGGAGGGAACGGCAUCUCAGUAUAUGGGGCGCAAACGGACACUGGACGCUGGCCCCGGGGUCCAGCCAGGGCCCCGUGCCUGUGCUUCAGGGGUGGCCCCAAACUCGUCCUCGACCCCGAGGGGGCUGCAGGGGACCAGGAAGAAGAGGAGCAGGAGAGGCCCCUGAGCUGCUCCUCUGGAGUGAGGGGCUGGAGGGAGACGCACAUGUACAAUUGCCGCUUUGAGACACUGGGACCGACAAGGUAUCUGAGCUGGACGGCAGAGAAGUGCUGUCAGGAUGGCAGUGUCACACGGAAGCUGCAGCCCAGUAAGUGCAACCUGUUCUCCAUGUGUGCCACACCCCGGGGCUCCUGCACACCCUACCCAGGUGUCCAGGGCACUUUCAAUGCCAGCAGCAUCACUGUGUUCAGAAAUUCACCCCUGUCCCACCCACCAGGCCAGCCCCCCAGCGUCUACUCCAGCCGGACGAGCAGGCCCACGAGGGAUGGUGCUCAGGGCCAGGUGCACCCUCCUGCUUGCCACUUCCCCCAGGGGAGCCUGGAGAACCGGCUGCCUGAACCUGGAGCUCAGUGUUUCACAGCGGGGGUCUAUUCCACCGAGGAUGCGAAACUGAGAAGCCUGCAGACGCCUCUGGGAGCCCCGUGCAAUCCAAUGCUGCCACUAGAUGUGCCUAUCAAAAUGGAAAAUGACUCUGGGUCCGAGGACACAGCAGAUGGCUACAGCAGUAGCCAGGUGUGGCUGGGGGCCAGUGAUGUGGCCAGGAAGCAUCUGGUUGCUUUCCCUAGCAGGAUGCACCUGAAAACAGAGCCAGAUUCCAGAUGCCAGCUCUACAUGCCACAACUUGGGCACAGCGUGCUAGGGGCUCCCCCGCAUGGCAGGGCCACUGCUGGGCCUAGCAGGGAGCUGGCCCCAUUCUACCCCACACAGUGCACCUGCCUGGAGUGCAUGCAUGGGCUUCCUGAGCCAGAACCUCCCCACCACCUCUGCACGCAGGGCUGUGGCGAGCACCAGCCUUCCACUCUGGGCUGUGACUGCAGAGCUCCCGGGGCCACCCCCAUGGUCAAGCAAGAGCCCCUGGACUCGCCCCCGUGGGCCACCCACAGCCAGAGGGGGGUGCCUGGGAUGUUCCGUAAAAGUGCUUUGGGGACUUUGAUCCCACCAAAAGCCCCUGAGUGUGCCUUCCUGCUGUAG
Galeopterus variegatus (Sunda flying lemur) is the source of this 1530-nucleotide messenger RNA. Its product is annotated as aryl hydrocarbon receptor repressor-like. The transcript has 5 exons. The record is from RefSeq and is a predicted model, not a curated record. Bases 1 to 1530 code for a protein of 509 amino acids. Lineage: Eukaryota; Metazoa; Chordata; Mammalia; Dermoptera; Cynocephalidae.